GUGAGGAUUGCACCAUUUUCAUCUUGGAAGUUUCAAAGAUUAUUAUUUCUCAUAGGUUGAAAAUAUUCAAGUUGCAGAAAGUUGACAGCCAUUGAAGCUGCUGCAAAUUCCCAGUUCAGGUUAUUUAUGGCUUCUACAUAUCAAACACAUUUGGUCCUGCCUAUAAUUUUUUUGGUCGUCAUUUUAGGUUCAAAUUUCAUUGCAGGACAAACACUAGAAACCAAUGGCUUUGAUCCAGGCACUGAUUUGCUUGAAACAAACAAUGUUUCACAGUCAGAUGACACUGUGAGAGUUGAUCCUCUAGACAAUUUCAAUAAAUACAGAGGAGGAUAUGACAUCACCAACAAACACUACUGGAGUUCAACUAUUUUUACAGGAGUUCAUGGGUAUGCUAUUGGGGUGCUCUGGCUUCUAGCUGGAAUUAUAUAUGGAAGCUUUCUUCUAGCAAAUGCCUAUUGUUGUAAAAGUAGAAGGAAACAAAAGCACAAGAAGAAAAACUUGCCUUGCAAUAAACAAUGUUUUCUUUGGCCUAUUUUCUUGGCUAUUCUUUUCACUAUCUUUGCCGUAACUGCAUCUGGGUUAGUUCUUGGAGGCAAUGUAGAAUUUCAUUCAAGAGCAAGAACUGUGGUGAACAUCAUCAUUGACACAGCAGAUGAUGCAUCAGGAACAAUAUAUAACACAACUGGACCAAUGAAAGAAAUAAGAGAUAAUCUACAAUCCUCUAAUGAAAGUUCGGAACAAGCUUCUAGCUUCCUUACCUCCACAUCACAGAAACUCGACGAUCAAGCUGCUGAUAUCGAAAGGCAAGCUCGGAAAAACAGGCGUCUUAUCGAGAAAGGCCUCAAGAUAGUGUAUGUAAUAACAACUGUCACAGUCUCCCUGAACCUGGCUGCUGUGGUUGCUCUUUCAGUCUGUGGAACACUUCGCCUUCGAAGAGCUCUCAACCUUCUUAUUAUAGUAUGUUGGAUCCUGACAACUCUAUGCUGGAUGUUCUUUGGGGUGUAUUUCUUCUUAGGAAAGUUCUCAGGAGACACCUGCACAGCUCUUGAAAACUUCCAGAAGGACCCCUAUAACAACAGCUUGAGUUCGAUCCUUCCUUGCGACGAAUUGCUCAGUGCAAAGCCAAUCCUGAUGGAUGUGAGUGAAGGGAUCUAUAACAUUGUUAAUCAGGUGAAUGAAAACAUAUCAGUAGUACAAGUCUGCAAUCCAUUCUCAGGACCACCAGAGUAUCAAUACCAGGAAGAUAAUUGCCCUUCUAAUACAAUUCGAAUUGGGGACAUCCCAAAGAUACUGGAACCACUUACUUGUUCUGGUACCAACAAUGGAACAUGUAAUCCUGGAGAAUUCAUAUCAAUCAAUGACUUCAGGACAGUGGAGGACUACACAACUUCAGUUCAGAACUUAUUAAAUGCAUACCCAGGUAUGGAAAGCCUGGUAGAAUGCCAAACUGUGAAGAAUGCAUUUUCUGACAUCCUAAAAAACCAUUGCAAACCUUUGAAGAAAUAUGUCAGAAUAGUAUGGGUAUCAAAUCUGUUUCUGUCAUUAAGCAUGGUGUUUCUUGUUCUGAUAUGGACAGUUCAAGCUCUUCAUGAACAAGAACACCAUUCUUUAGAUAGUUCUGUUAAACCACAUUCUGCUGAAGUGAAAGAAGUGGAAUCUGGAGAAACAGAAGGAGCCAAAGAUUGCUCAAAUUAAGCUUUUUUCAGAUAGUGUAAUCUUCCUGGAAGAUUCAUUCACAAGCAGGAUGUUCAUCAGGAAUUGGUAAUAGGAUCAAGAAUUGAAGAUACAGAUUGUACAGGUAGAGAUUUUUAAAAGGAUGGAAGAAAUCAAGAAGAUAAUAGAGGGAAGGGAGGGGAGAAAUUUUGGGGAAGAUAAUUCUUUUUUACUGAAGGGAAUUACAGUUUUUUUAUUAUUUUUAUUUUUAUUUCUUUGAUUUGGUAUCAGAUCAAAGCCUGGGGACCAACCCCAUUGGAGAAUGUAAAUUAAAUUUAUAUAAACAGUUAUAUAAAGUCUAGCUCAGUUCCAUUUUUUCUCAA
Manihot esculenta (cassava) is the source of this 2036-nucleotide messenger RNA. RefSeq lists its product as uncharacterized. The transcript is spliced from 11 exons. Gene Ontology annotation, cellular component: membrane. NCBI's taxonomy places the organism in Eukaryota, Viridiplantae, Streptophyta, Magnoliopsida, Malpighiales, Euphorbiaceae. Bases 127 to 1695 code for a protein of 522 amino acids. The record is from RefSeq and is a predicted model, not a curated record.